This is a messenger RNA of Talaromyces stipitatus ATCC 10500, 3590 nucleotides long. RefSeq names its product extracelular serine carboxypeptidase, putative. Gene Ontology annotation, molecular function: dipeptidyl-peptidase activity; serine-type exopeptidase activity. The transcript is spliced from 5 exons. NCBI's taxonomy places the organism in Eukaryota, Fungi, Ascomycota, Eurotiomycetes, Eurotiales, Trichocomaceae. The record is from RefSeq and is a predicted model, not a curated record. Gene Ontology annotation, biological process: proteolysis. The coding region runs from base 445 to 1827 and encodes 460 amino acids.
CCACGAUUUACCGAGAUGCACGUCUCCUCGACCGAGGUUGCCAAUACCACCGAAUAGCAUACCACUCGUUCUAGCACAGCGGACGAAGAUGCUGUUUCUUCUUGCCUUGGUUCAGGUAGCUAGCGCGAGUCUUGCAACCGUGCAUAGAGGGCUCAGCCAGAAGGGAUAUCUCAAUACCGGUGGGCACGAGGAACAAUAUCUAAAUGCAAAAGUCGACAGCUCAGCUGUUGUUUAUCAUGCGUAUAACCUGUCGGUGCCAAUAGAUCAUUUCCAUAAUGAAUCGAGAUAUGAACCUCAUAGUAAUGGUACCUUUCCUCUUCGCUACUGGUUUGAUGCCAGUCAUUACAAGGAAGGGGGCCCUGUAUUUGUCCUAGAAAGUGGUGAAACCUCUGGUGAAGGUAUGUUGUGAAGAUCCUUUCUGUAAAAGUCAAAAUACUCAUAGUUAUGACAGAUAGAUUGCCCUAUCUGCAAAAAGGACUGGUUGCUCAGCUGGCACAGCUGACAAACGGCAUUGCCGUUGUCCUUGAGCACCGUUAUUACGGAGCUAGUAUUCCAACCAAGGACUUUUCAACCGAGAGCUUGCGGUUCUUGACAACAGAACAAGGCCUUGCUGAUGUGGCAUACUUUGCUCAAAACAUUGUAUAUCCGGGCUUUGAAGAUCAGAAUCUUACUUCGAGGCAUGUUCCGUAUAUCGCCUACGGAGGGUCUUAUGCCGGCGCCAUGGUCGCUUUUCUCCGAGUAACUUACCCAGAUGUCUUCUUUGGCGCCAUUGCAUCAUCAGCUGUUACAGAGGCCAUAGUUGACUACUGGCAAUACUGGGAGCCGAUACGGCGGAACGCCCCUCAAAACUGCAUCCAUACAGUGGAGAAUUUGACUGGUGUUCUAGACAAUCUUGCCCACAAUACCAGCGCAGUCAAAGACCUGGAAACACUCUUUGGUCUGCAGGAUCUCAGCCACGUUGAUGACUUUGCGAACGUCCUAAGUUAUCCGCUGUCAAGCUGGCAAGGACGGAACUGGGAUCCUGCGGUUAAUGACCCGACCUUUUUCGAAUAUUGCGUCAAUAUCACUGUUGCGGACACUCUUCUUUACAACGACACUUCGUCAAGUGAAGAUAUAGAAAAAGCAGCUGAGCUCGUUGCCCUCGCAGGAUGGGAUGAUCCUAAAGUAAACCGCCACUUGACAACUCAACUUCUUAACUUCGCGGGCUACCUUAAUGAGACCGUAGUCUGGCCAUGUAUCGGAAAUGGCCGAAGCGCGGAUGACUGUUUCUCAUCCUAUAACACAACUUUCUACGAGCAGAAUGAUUUGACACAAAACUGGAGAUUGUGGGAAUACCAAGUUUGCACCGAAUGGGGCUUCUUUCAAACCGGCAGCGGCACGCCCAAAUCCAAGCCAUCCCUAGUAUCUCGUUUAGUCACCCUCGACUACACAAGCUUACCAUGCAAAUACGCCUUCAAUAUCACAACACCACCCGAGGUAGACGCAAGAAUAAACAACAAAUACGGCGGCUUCAAUAUUUCGUAUCCCCGUCUCGCGUUUAUCGGUGGGACAGCAGAUCCCUGGCGAGAAGCAACCCCAUUUGCAAACGAUGCACCCCAUCCACAUCGACCGAAUACUUUGGAUAGACCUUUUGCGGAGAUUGAGGGGGGUGUUCAUCAUUGGGAUGAGAAUGGUCUAUUCCCCAACGAAACGACAGAAUUUUUACCCCCGAAGCCAGUGGAGAAUAUCCAAGCAUAUGAACAUGAGUUUGUGAAGGCAUGGCUUUCGACGCAGAAAUGGGCACAUCUAGCACGAGAGGAGCAGGGGUUUUUUUUUGGUCUGAUUUGAUCAGAUCAUUUACACUUUUCAUCACUCGCUGAAUAGAAUACCUCUUAUAGACUUCACGUGAUGAUAGAUCAAUUUUUGAUUCUUAAAUAAUUCUUCCCAUUUCAUCAAAAAUGCAUAUGCAGAUAAAUACCACGAACCUUAAACUAACCCCUAGACCACAAACCAAACAAAACCAAGACAAGAAAAUAGACGCAAGGAAAGAAAAGAAAAUAGACCAAGCCCUGCUACAAAAUGCAAAUAAAAAGAGAACGGUUUAUUCUUCAUUUCGGUUCGUUCAGAUUCAAUCUUGGUCAGAAGAGAGAGAAAUGAAAGGAUCGAAGGAUGAAAGUUGGGCCACCCAAAAUGAGAAGACAAAUGAGAUAGAAAAGAAGAGAGAAAAGGAGAGAGGUGGUAUGAAUAUGUAAAUGAGAAGGAGAAUGCUGUUAAGGAAUAGAUAGAUAGGUAGGCUCAUAAUGUAUGAUGGUAGCCGUAGUGAGAAAGGACACGGGGGGACAAGGAUGGAAAUGGGAGAGAUAAUUGUAUAUUCACAGAAUAUGAAAAUGGUACAGUCUAGCUGAAAUGAUGAUAAUGGCAAUGAUAAAAUAACGUAUACCCAAAAAGUAUUAGACAGUCGUCUCUCGCGAAACUUCUACCGAAUGAGCGCUCAGUUCCUUGGGAACUGUGCUAUGGACAGAGUCCUGUGAAAGUAAAGAAGUCUGAUUCUCAGCAGGUGACGUCGCAUGAGUUGCGUCUUCGGUAGGCGGUGUUGAGAGUAUUGGGAUAUCUGUCGUUGCAGAGGUAGAGGAUUGUUGUUGACCAGUAUCCUCAACGUGUUCCGCAUGCUCUGCAUGCUCUGCCAUACCAUUAGACUUCUCCUCAUCGCCAAUCACGGCUGCGAGACUUCGAAAGUUGAACAUUGGCUCCAGAGCUGGAUUGGAUGAUGCCGCAGCUGUAUCUGGAUGUUCCGUAGUUCCCGUGUCGAAGGAGGAUGAGGUAGAUGACGCGGUAGACACAUGUCGUAGAUGCGAAGGACGCGAUGGUUCAGUAGGGGAGGGUUGUGUGAAUGAAUCCGAGUCAUUGCGAGUAAUUCCCAGUCUUGUAGAGGUUGUCGUUGCGCUGGAUCCGUUAAUGUCUGCCGAUUCAGCCUCGCUCGAUGGGGCGAAUGUAGGAAAAGGUGAAGUACGGUCAACUUUCUUUCCUUUAUCUGAGUUUGUCGACUCUUCUCCUAUGACCGAUGAAGAGCUACUGUCUACUCGACUUGAGGUUCCACUGCUGAGAAUUGCUAGGCUUGACUGACUGUUGCUGUAAGCAGCGUUUUUUCGCAUCAUCUUCUCAGCCUUCUUUGCUUCCUUUUCCUUCUUUUUGGCUUCUUUGCGCAAUUCCUUUUCUUCCUUGCGCCUCCGUUCCUCCUCACUAGCUAAACUCAGUCUGAUGGCUUCCAUCAUCAUCAUUUCUUCCAGGUCUUCAAUUCGACUACGUCUGGAACUAUCUCGUGCAGGCGCUAAUGCAUUACCCUCCGUGGUUUCGGUAGCAGUGCUAGAGGUUGAAUGUUGGUCGCUAGUACCACCCCUCCGCUCAGAAAGAAAUGCAAGUGCAUGGAGAGCCGACGAGCCGGUAGGUCGAUUUGACGGAGUCUGAGUGCCGGAACUACUGCCUCGAGAACGCCCUAAAACCCCACGCCGCCCAAAGCCUCGUGAUUCAGAACCUGGCGCACUCAUCAAAUAUGCGGCAGUGUGGAGAGCAGUUGCAGCUGCCGAUCGACGCGCUGCAUGCGCUCUUGCAUU